AUGUCGAACGAAGCGGCGGAUCGCUGGCGAGACAAGCCUGCGGGCGAUAUUGCCGGUGAGUUACGCCGACUUACUAACACGUUGACGAACUGGGGUGAGCACCAGUUAGCCGCGGAUAUGCGGAAGAUCUUGGGAGAGGUCGAGGAAUUCGACCCCAAAGAGCCCAUCAACGUCUUUAGUUUGGCCUUAUCGGCCGAAUUUCUCAUCCAUGAAGUUGCGCGUCUGUCGCGUGAUUUCACCAGGGGAUUCACACACGAUAGCGGAGAAUUCGCGGCCGUGGUCAAGAGUGCGGCCUUCAAGAAAGCGGCCGAUGUCCCCAAUCCAAAACAGAAAAAGAAAGAUCCACUACUUCUAACGGAGGUUCAAAAACGCCACCGAGAGGAGCGCCUAGAGGCGCACCAACGGGCUGGAACCGACAACCCCGAACUCGCUGCUACGGAGGAUGUAGAUUGGUCGUACUGCCACCUUGGGGACACGGAACAUCAGUUACCGUACAUCUUGGAGGAGUUACAGGGCCUCAAGGAAUGGAAGGACCGUGAUUUUAGUAUCGACAAACCUCCAACUCCGAUCCUCGAUCGACUUCACUUCCUCUUGGAAGAUUCAGACACAACGAUAACCCUCGAGGAGUUGACGGCUUUCAACUUCCCGUAG
Messenger RNA from Neurospora tetraspora, 651 nucleotides. RefSeq lists its product as uncharacterized. The record is from RefSeq and is a predicted model, not a curated record. The coding region runs from base 1 to 651 and encodes 216 amino acids. The transcript has a single exon. Lineage: Eukaryota; Fungi; Ascomycota; Sordariomycetes; Sordariales; Sordariaceae.